Solanum tuberosum (potato) is the source of this 3661-nucleotide messenger RNA. Its product is annotated as dentin sialophosphoprotein. Lineage: Eukaryota; Viridiplantae; Streptophyta; Magnoliopsida; Solanales; Solanaceae. Bases 377 to 3391 code for a protein of 1004 amino acids. The record is from RefSeq and is a predicted model, not a curated record. The transcript has 2 exons.
GAGGGUACACUUAAAAAUAGAAACAAAAAAAAGAAAAGGACAGCUGAAGAAGAAAGGUUAGUCCUUUCUUGUUUUCUGUGUUCUUACGAGAGACAAACCAGGGAUUUUUGAAAAAAAUUCAGAGAAAUAGUGAACCAGAAGCUAAAAUUACUGAUACCCAAUUUGUGGAAUUCGAAAUCUACAGCGAAAACGAAGCAAAAAAAUUGAGCUUUUGAAGUUUCAAAUUGGAGACAAAGUUAGGGUUUUUUUUCUGUAUUCAGGUGGAGGUUGCUGGAUAUUCCUUUUCUUUAUCUUUUUCAGAUAUCAUGCAAGGGGUAGAUGUUACAAGAAUCACUUUACAUCUUGGAAGUCCUGAUUUGUGAGUUACUAUUACAUUAUGAAACUCGAGGACUUCUUUACCUUGACUGAGAUGAGUAAUGGGCUCACAACUCCUUCUCGAGUCCAGGAUCUAGUCUCCAUAAUGCAGAAGGAAAGAGAGUGUGAUGUCAAGAAUGCUGGUGAAACAACAAAGCAGUGGUCUGCUGUUGCAAGCACGAUAGCUGCAACUGAGAAUAAAGAAUGUCUUGAACUCUUUAUCCAGCUAGAUGGACUCAGCUUUAUUCAGAGUUGGUUACGGGAUGCUCUAAGAUUUGGAAAUGAGACAGGUGAGUACUUUGUAGAUGAAUCAAUUAGUCAUUUGAUUGAUCUUUUACUGCGAGCUGUUGAAAGGCUGCAUGUAGAUGAUAAGAAGUCUGUAUCUUCUGGAAUCUGGCUGACUGUGAAGAGCCUCCUUGGCCACAAUAAUUCUAAGGUGCAAGAGAGGGCUAAGACAUUAUUUGAUAGUUGGAAUAAAGGGAAAGACGACUGUAUGGUUUCAGUGGGUAUUGAAAAAGUACAAGCAUCUAUUGAUGAUAAAACAAGAGAUACUGCGAAUCUCGUUGGGGAAAAUGGGCUGUCUGAACCGUCGUCUGUGGAAGGAGGUUCUGGAGAAGAAAAGACCAAGGAACAUGUUGGCAAUAGUAAGAUACUGUCUUCAAGGUCUGAUAUCCAUCAAUCUAGGGUUGGAGAUACCGCAACAUCCGACCAAAAUUUAGAGCAUACACACAUGAAGGAUGCGUUUCCAGGCUCUUCUUUGUCAAAUUCGGUUACUGAAGGUCACAAGGUUGAACACCCGACACAUCAGGCAGAGUGUGCCACCAAUGCUAUUGAUACGUCAAAUACGUGCACUUCUAUAGUAUUGAGACCUGGUCCUGCUGAUGAACAGACAGAUGUUCCUGUUUCAGAUUCAAUUAAUCACUUAAGUCACAUUAAAGAAGUCGGAAGUUCUGAGAAAUUCAACUCCGCAGUGUCUAAAUCAUUGGAAGACAGAACUAUUUCUUUAGUUACUGAUAUCAGAGAAGCUUUGGAUGCUAUUGCUGGAUCAGAUUUACAAAAACAAACUGAUGUCUACAACGAAAAGAGUUGUAGCGGAAAUUCUACUUUUGGUGAUGUCUCAGUGGCUGUUCCCGAGGGAAAGACACCGGUGGAUGAUAGCAGACCUGAAAAUCAUGGCAGCAGCAAGAUAGUGCUUGAAGCUACAGAAAACAGAAAGUGCAACAAUGACAUAUUGCAGGACUCCGACAAGCAUAAUCUGGAACAUCCCGUAGAUUCUGUUGUUGAUCAGGCUGACAAACACACUAGCGACAACAGUGAGGACAAACACACUAGUGACAACAGUGAGGAUGAUAUGGAAAAUGAAAGUGAAUUUCAAGAAGCAGGAAAAGGAGGUAGAGACCAUGGUGUGUUUGGCAAGAAAAGUGAUAUUGAUUUUGACUAUGGCAUCAUGGAUCCUUUAGAAUUAGCUAGACAAGUUGCAAUAGAAGUGGAGAGGGAAGUUCAGAGUUGCAGUUCUUCUGAGAAAAUAGAGGAGAGUAAAGUUCAUGAGCCUGGUAGCCCAGAUUCUAGUAGUGCAAAACAACGCCAAAAAAGGUUCGAGUGCUCUAACAAGGAAGUAUCAAGAGGAAUGGCUCCUUCGACUGAAGCUUCACUUGCAAACUCAGAAGCUAGACCAAUCAAUGGAACUGUGAAGGUGGAAUCUUCUCAGGUUGUUGAUGCCACUUUGGAUCUUGAAACCAACGUCGACAAAGUUCUGUGCACUUUUGAUCUGAAUCUAGAGGUUUGCUCAGAUGAUAUAGAUUGCCCAGGAAAUCCAAUCUCCAGUUCUGUCUCUGUUGUUUCUGCUUCAAGGGCUGCAGCUGCCUCUGGAGUACCUGCUACUCCCUUACAGUUUGAAGGAACUCUUGGAUGGAAAGGAUCCGCUGCAACAAGUGCUUUUCGGCCUGCAUCACCUCGCCGGAUUCCUGGAGGUGAGAAGGCUGUUUCCUCUGGCGGGAAUGCCAGCAGCUCAAAGCAAAUGCAAUGUUUCCAUGAUAUUGAUCUGAAUGUAUCUGAAGGUGGAGAUGAUAGGGUUGCAGACCUUUUUCCUGAAAAGAAAGUUUCACUAUCAUCUGCUCUUCCUCUAGGGAAAUCUUCUCGUGAAGCCAGUCCAAGAAAAUCGGAAAUGUUAGAGUGGGAUCUUAACUGUGCAAGUGAGGAGGGUGAGGCACCAUCUGAUUGGCGGAUGGAGGGAUCACUCUUGUCUCUGAGGAAUGGUCAUCCGAGCCAGUCACCUUCAUCAUCAUCAUCAUCAAAGCAGCCUUCAUUAAGGAACUUUGAUCUAAAUGACCAGUCAUCUUUUCUCAAUGAUUUCUCAAAUCUGAACAACUUCAAGAAACCACCUCAGAAUUCUAAUGCAUCUGGUGGAAUAAAAUCAGGUGAUACUGUUGUGUCCAUCAUGGGCGUGAAGGUAGAGGUCAACCGUAAAGAUUAUGCUGCUCAGUCUUUUCCUUUUCCAAAUGGUAGGGUAGCGGAAAACGCUGUUGAGCAUAAUGUUGCAAGAGGUGGAGGAGUUUUAGGAAUGGGAUCUCCAUUUCAAUAUACCCCUCUUCCUGCUUUUGGUUACAGUGGCAUUGCUCCAGUUCCUCCCAUGGCUUUCUCCUCAUCAAUGUAUGGACCCAGUGGUCAUAUUCCUUACAUGGUGGAUUCCAGGGGGGCUCCUGUUGUACCUCAAAUUGGCGGAUCUGCUUCAGCAAUACCACCAUCUUUCUCCCAACAAUCAUUCAUUUUAAACAUGGGAAGUGCACCUGUUCCCAACGGAGUUUGGCCAUCACGAAGUGGUCUGGAUCUCGACACUGGCUUAGUACUUGAUCGUGGGAAUAAAGACACCGGAGGUCUGAGGCAGCUUUUUGAUCAAGGACAAGCUAGAACGAUGGAUGAACACUUCAGGAUGAACAUGCAACCCUCAACCAGUUUGAGUAUCGGUGGGAAACGCAAAGAACCAGAUGAUGGCUGGGAACCUUCCCCUUUCAAACAUCAUCCACCACCAUGGAAGUAAACUUCAAUUUGUUAUCCCAGUCGUUAAAUCAUUUACCGGCCAGUGUCUUGUAGCAGUAGGUAAAUUAAAGGUAGAAGGAGGGGGUCUAUAUUGAUUUAAACUGGGAGGGAGGCACAAUAUAGUUGAAUAAAGACAAUUUCUGAAUGUAAUAUGAUUCUUGACAUUACUUUAAGAAUAGGUGCAAAAGUUUACUUGUUCAGCAUGUUUCUAACUUGUUUAUUCUGGGCCUUCUGGUCACAUUUCUUAGGUAUUUGCUACUAAGCAAGCUUA